This is a messenger RNA of Mizuhopecten yessoensis (Yesso scallop), 414 nucleotides long. Its product is annotated as sodium-dependent proline transporter-like. Bases 13 to 336 code for a protein of 107 amino acids. The record is from RefSeq and is a predicted model, not a curated record. NCBI's taxonomy places the organism in Eukaryota, Metazoa, Mollusca, Bivalvia, Pectinida, Pectinidae. The transcript is spliced from 3 exons.
ACCACUUUAGCCAUGGUGCUUGCGUUCAUUGCUGUGCUAGUGAACUUUGACCGUCCUGUGUACAAGGGUUACGAAUACCCAGAAUACAUAGAUAUCGUCGGAAUCCUAAUCGGCCUUGUCUCCGUCCUACCGACUCCGGUCAUCGUCCUGAAGCGACUGGUCAAACAGCGCGGCUCCCUUACACAGAGGCUGAUGAACUCGAUAGUGCCACCAGGAGACUGGGGUCCCAAUGACGACCGUGUGCAUCAUACCUAUACAAUGUACAAGUACAACAUGUCAUUCUGGCAAAUGGCAAAGGUCAACAUAACAGGGAGACCUACAAAACCAGAGACUUGAUUCGACAUUUUAAGUAUAAAGUUAACUAUGUAGAAUAGAACAAUACCGCCUGUAUAAUGACUUCUUGAGAAUGUUAUC